GUCAGGCACUGUGGGAGGGAACACCAGAGCGAGCUGAGGAGGCGAGCUGGUCCGUGAGGUGCCACCUCUGGGCUGCAGGUGGGACUGAUUCGGGCGGCCGCGGUGAGAGCGAAGGGGCGAGUGAGCCCCCGAGCUGGGUGAGCGCGGUCACCAUGGACCGCCCGGAUGAGGGGCCUCCGGCCAAGACCCGGCGCCUGAGCAGCUCCGAGUCUCCAGAGCGCGACCCGCCGCCGCCGCCGCCCCCUCCUCCGCUGGUGCGACUGCCUCUGCCUCCGCUCCAGCAGCGUCCAUGGCUCCGUGAGGAAACCGAGGCGGCACAGGUGCUGGCUGACAUGAGGGGGGUGGGGCAGGGCCCUUCGCUGCCCCCGCCGCCGCCCUAUGUCAUUCUUGAGGAGGGAGGGGUCCGCGCCUAUUUCACCCUGGGUGCUGGGGGACCCGACUGGGAGCCUGCGAUCGAGUCGGGGUACGGGGAGGGGCCCCCUCCCAUGGGCAGCCUGGAAACCCUGCCGCCUUCCGAGGCCUCGGGGGGCAGUGUGCAGAUCGACGUUCAUGUUGCAGAGCCCAGUAGCCUCGCAGGAGAGAAAGCCCUAGAAACCUGUAGCACAGGGGUGUGGGGCUCCAAGAGGUUGAUCGGUCCAAAGAGAAAGGAGGAGGCCGUCAUCAUAGUGGAGGAUGAGGAUGAGAGUGAGAGUCUGAGGAGGCGGAGGAGAAGGAGGAGAAGGAGGAAGCAGAGGAAGAUGAAGAAAGCAAGCAAGGAGCGGAAUGGGGAUGGGGAGAGGAUGGCGAGCAUCCUGCAGGCACUGGAGAGUAUUCAGAUGGACCUGGAGGCGGUGAACAUCAAGGCGGGCAAGGCCUUCCUCCGGCUCAAACGCAAGUUCAUCCAGAUGCGAAGACCCUUCCUGGAACGCAGAGACCUCAUCAUCCAGCAUAUUCCUGGCUUCUGGGUCAAAGCAUUCCUCAACCACCCCAGAAUUUCAGUUUUGAUCAACCAACGCGAUGAAGACAUUUUCCGCUACUUGACCAAUUUGCAGGUACAGGAUCUCAGACAUAUCUCCAUGGGCUACAAAAUGAAGCUGUACUUCCAGACAAACCCUUACUUCACAAACACGGUGAUUGUGAAGGAGUUCCAGCGGAGCCGCUCUGGACGGCUGGUGUGUCAUUCUACCCCGAUCCGCUGGCACCGGGGUCAGGAACCCCAGGCCCAGGGUCGUAGGAACCAGGAUGCCAGCCACAGCUUCUUCAACUGGUUCUCGAGCCACAGCCUCCCAGAGGCCGACAGGAUUGCUGAGAUUAUCAAGAAUGACUUGUGGGUUAACCCUGUGCGCUACUACAUGAUGAAAGAAGGGGGCUACAGGACAAACAGAAAGAAGCAAGAACGGAAAGAAAGGAAAGCAAAGCGUAAUUUUGAGGUGGUGAUCAUGGAAGAUGGUCAUGACUUCUUCGCGGUUGAAAAUGUCUUCAGCGAGAUCUCAGACAUCGAUGAUUCCACUGACAACGAGACCGUUCAUGACAUCAAGACCUCUGACUUCAUGGAGACCACUGACUACUUCGAGAGCACCGACAACGAGAUAGCUGACGCCCACGACAGUCUCUGUGACAGCGAGAGCCCAAUCCCUCCGGAGGCCAUCAAGCACGUGAGCAGCGACAGCAGCGAGAGCACAGAUGACAGUGAGAGCGCCGAUGACAACAGUGACCACCCAGAAAACAAGAACACCGAUGACACCAAGAAUCUCAGCCAGGACUUUUAUGACAACCAGUACACUGCUGGUUACAGCAGCCUCAGAGGUGUGUAUCCGAGCAGCCUUGGCCACAACCAAGAUAGCAGUGAGAGCGAUAAUGAGGCCAGUGAUGAUGAAGAUAAUGAUGGCAAUGAAGGUGACAAUGAAGGCAGCGAUGACGAUGGCAAUGAAGGUGACAAUGAAGGCAGUGAUGAUGACGACAGAGACAUCGAGUACUACAGGAGGGCCAUUGAUGACUUCGACAAGAAUCAGCACAACAGCAUCCACCAGGAAGACUAUGAGGAUGAAGUAGAGAUCAUCUCUGAAGACUCAGUGGAGGAAGAUGAGGAGGAGGAAGAAGAGGGCAAUGAGGAAGGCGGCGAGCAAGGAGGCGGCGUCAGCUAUGAGGAGCAGCAGAGCUUCGAGGACGACGAAGGAGGCGAGAUGCACUCCGAAGACUCAGACGUCGAGGAGAUGCCUCGGCUCGCCAACAUGUGGGGCCACCUGGGCAAGAGGGGGAAAACCGGCUAAACACCUUACCCUCGCGAGGGUCACCUCUCCUUAGCCCCCCUCUCCUUCCCCCAUCCGCCCUCCCCCUCAGCUAGGGCCACGCGGCCCCACAUUGCACUUCUGGGGGGGUGACCGACUUCGUACACGGGUUUAAAGUUUAUUUUUAUGGUUUAGUAAUCGCAAAGUUCUUAUUUUGGGGGGGAGGCAGGGGGGAUUUCCCCCCUCUCCCUUUUUCUGGGCCCUCCUCUCCCACAAGCUUCUGUGUGCUGCUAACUGUAUUUAUUGUGAUGCCUUUUGGUCAGGGCCCCUCCACCCCCUUUCUCCUCGUUAGUGUUGACCUUUCUCCGUGCAGUGUGGAGUGGACCCCCUGAUCCCCCGCAAGGAGGGCCGCCGUGGCCUUCUUUGCAGCAGCGCAGUGGCCUUAGAGGUCUGACUGCCACCUUGUUUCCCCAAGUCUUUUUUCUCUCGCCUCCUUUUUUCCCAGCUGCGUCAGCUAGCCCGCCUCGGUGUCUAUGCAAGGCCGUUUCGCCACUGCGAUAUCCCUGCCCCACCCCGACCCCCAGAAGCCCCUUCUCUUUCCCUGUGACCCCCAGUAAUCCUAAUAAAAAUCUGAGCAAAUUCAAAAAG
Molecule: messenger RNA, 2855 nt
Organism: Ochotona curzoniae (black-lipped pika)
Lineage: Eukaryota; Metazoa; Chordata; Mammalia; Lagomorpha; Ochotonidae
Gene: TSPYL2
Product: TSPY like 2
Exons: 7
Coding region: 153-2249 (698 amino acids)
Biological process (GO): nucleosome assembly
Cellular component (GO): nucleus; chromatin
Molecular function (GO): histone binding; chromatin binding
Source: RefSeq, a predicted model, not a curated record